AUGAAAUACCUCUUCUAUCCACUUUGGGCCUUCGUGGUGGCAGCCUCUCCUGCACCAUGUCACACCAGAAGCGAGAAGCCGCCAGCGUUCAUCCUUGCCGGGGACUCAACCACGGCAGUCCAGGCAGCUAAUGGAGGCGGAUGGGGCAAUGGGUUCCUAUCAUUCCUGAGAGACGGUGCAUGGGGUGUCAACAAAGGGCACAAUGGAGCUACGACAGUGAGCUUCGUCAAAGGCGGUGACUGGGCAACUGUCAAAGGAUACGUGGACUCGAAGAAAGCAGAGGGCUAUGAGGUCUAUGUGACAAUACAGUUUGGGCACAACGACCAGAAACCUGCUGCGAAUAUCUCCUUGGAACAGUACAAGACAAACCUCGAGAACUUGGCGUUGGACAUCAAGUCCCGUGGCGGAACGCCUUUGCUGGUGACGCCCCUCACACGCCGUUCUUUCACCUCCGAGCAUAACGCUAGCGACUCCCUGCACAACGAGCGCCUCUACACUAUUGCUGCUGCCGAUGCUACCGCGACCACGUAUUUGGAUCUCAACAAGUACUCUCUGGAGUACGUGAAUGCGAUUGGCAAUACUUCAGCCCAGAAUUAUGACCUUAACGGGUAUGGGGCUGACAUGACACAUCUUAACAGCUACGGCAGCGUGGUUUUUGGGCGCCUGGUAGCUGAUCUUUUGCUGCAGAAAGAGAAGGGCCUGGAGAAAUACUUCACUCCAAACGAGACUUUGAGCUAUGAUCUGCAGCAUGGAAUAGCAGCAUAA
Messenger RNA from Neoarthrinium moseri, 765 nucleotides. RefSeq lists its product as uncharacterized. The record is from RefSeq and is a predicted model, not a curated record. NCBI's taxonomy places the organism in Eukaryota, Fungi, Ascomycota, Sordariomycetes, Amphisphaeriales, Apiosporaceae. Bases 1 to 765 code for a protein of 254 amino acids. Gene Ontology annotation, molecular function: hydrolase activity. The transcript has a single exon.